AUGCGGGUCGGUCAGGAGACCUUUGCUGAUCGUCUCUCAGCAAUAACAAGCAAAUUUCCCAUCUCAACGUGGUCGUGGACAAGCGUGUCAACGACAGAACCUUCAUCUAUCUCUAGGAGCAAGCCACCGCCCACGGCAUCACUCCUUGAAACUUGGCGUCAGCUGGCAUUACACGAGGACACCAUGUCCAGCGGCAACGUGGAACUCCUGGGCGACAAUGUGGAAAUCCUCGACUACGAACCCGAGGGCGAGGCUCCCACCGCAGAGCAGUUUCCAGCGGCGGGUGCAGAAGACGAGAGCCCCCCCAUGUCCAUGGUGUUCACCGUCGAUGAUUUGCUGGACAACAUCGCCACAGCAGAUCCGGCGGAACUGGAGCGGGCCUACAACACCGGACGUGUCUCUCUGGAGGAUGUCGUAGAAGCGGCCUGUCUGUCGUCCGAUUCCCCCCCUUUCUUUCCUCCUUUCUCGCUCCCGCCGGAAGACAGAUUAAUCCUCCCCCAAGACGAGUUUAUGGCGUACCAAAGGUUGAACGAGAUGUGGUGCGACGGUCUUGCCGGGAUAGCAGAGGCGGAGGCGCGAGAGCAGGCGAAGCGCGAGGACGCGGAGCGCUUGGCGGAACGGGAGGCUGCUCUGGCCACUGCGGCGAAGAAGCAGGAGGAGGAGCGUGAGGCUGUUCGGGCUGCUGCGGCGAAGAAGCAGGAGGAGGAACGUGAGGCUGCUCUGGCUGCUGCGGCGAGGAAGCAGGAGGAGGAGCGUGCGGCUGUUCUGGCGGAGCGUGAGGCGUAUCUCCAAGCGGCUAGGGCGAAGCAGGGGGCGCUCCGAUCGCGGCUGAAGGAGCUGGAGCCCCGCCACCAGGACCCGCGAGCAGCCCCCCACCCCCGUCGCCGUGUUAUCGUCCCCCCCCCCACGCAAUCCCAGGUGCGCCUUGGUCCCCAUCGUACCGCCUCGCCGCCCGAGAAGGAGCGCGAGGUGGCGGCGUCUCCGACGAACGAGCAGGAGCGGAAGAGGACAGCGACUCCGGAGUUUUCGGU
Molecule: messenger RNA, 1031 nt
Organism: Ectocarpus sp. CCAP 1310/34
Lineage: Eukaryota; Phaeophyceae; Ectocarpales; Ectocarpaceae
Source: the annotation of a GenBank genome assembly